AUGGCAUUGAGUACUGUUAUUUGUAUUGGUAUGGCCGGUUCUGGUAAGACUACUUUCAUGCAAAGAUUAAACUCUCACAUAAGGUCAAAGAAGGAGGUACCUUAUGUAAUUAAUUUAGAUCCUGCUGUGUUGCGUGUGCCAUAUGGUGCUAAUAUCGAUAUUAGAGACUCGAUUAAAUAUAAGAAAGUCAUGGAAAAUUAUCAGCUUGGACCAAAUGGUGCUAUUGUGACAAGUUUAAAUCUAUUCAGUACAAAAAUUGAUCAAGUUAUCAAACUUGUCGAAAAGAAGAGAGAUACACAUGAUUUUUGUAUUAUUGAUACUCCUGGCCAGAUUGAAUGUUUUGUGUGGAGUGCUUCUGGUUCAAUUAUAACAGAAUCUUUUGCGUCUACUUUCCCUACAGUUAUUGCUUAUAUUGUGGAUACGCCGAGAAACUCAUCGCCUACAACAUUUAUGAGUAACAUGUUGUAUGCAUGCUCAAUUUUAUAUAAAACAAAGCUGCCAAUGAUAAUAGUCUUUAACAAAACCGAUGUUAAGAAAUCUGAUUUUGCUAAGGAAUGGAUGACUGAUUUUGAAGCUUUCCAGCAAGCUGUUAGAGAAGAUCAGGACGCCAACGGUGAUUUCGGCAUGGGAUCAGGAUACAUGAGCUCUCUCGUCAACUCCAUGUCGUUAAUGUUAGAAGAAUUUUAUUCCACUUUGGAUGUUGUUGGUGUUUCUAGUUUUACAGGUGAAGGUUUCGAUGACUUUUUAGAUGCAGUGGAUAAGAAGGUUGAUGAAUAUGAAGAAUUCUAUAAGGCUGAAAGGGAAAGAAUAUUGAAGCAAAAGGAAGAGGAAGAAAAACUAAGAAAGGACAAGUCUUUAAAUGGUUUGAUGAAAGACCUUGGCUUAAAUGAUAAGAAAGACAAAGAAGACGAUAGCGCCGAUGUCAUAAGUGAUUUGGAAGAGGGUGAGAAUGAUGGAUUAGUUGACAGAGACGAAGAUGAAGGCGUUGAAAGGCAAUACACAUUUGCAGGUGAUGAAAGACUAACAGGUGAAGUUAACGAAGAUAGUACACCAGCAUUACAGAAGAGAUACCAAGAGGCACUAGAAGAUGUUGGUAAAAGCGUCAGUAGUGAAACUGCUGAGAACAUAGCUCGUUAUAUUAGACAAUGA
This is a messenger RNA of Nakaseomyces glabratus, 1149 nucleotides long. It is a transcript of the gene NPA3, whose product is annotated as GTPase NPA3. Gene Ontology annotation, molecular function: GTPase activity. Lineage: Eukaryota; Fungi; Ascomycota; Saccharomycetes; Saccharomycetales; Saccharomycetaceae. The record is from RefSeq and is a predicted model, not a curated record.